AUGGGCCGUCCUGAUUCGGAGGCGCCGACGUCGAGCAUCGCCGCGCGGCUGGCUGCUCUCCACGACCACGCCCACGGACACGGGGGAGGCGCGGCGGCGCCGUCGGCUGCAGGAUCGGCCUUCGACGCCAACGUGGUGAUCAUCCUUGCCGCGCUCUUCUUCGCGCAGCUCUUCGCCAUCGGGCUCAACUCGCUGGCGCGGUGCGCGCUCCGGUACGUGGGCCGCGGGGCCACGGCAGCCGCCGCCGGCGAGGGCGGGGCCACGGCGCGGGGUGCCUGCCGCGGAGGCGGCGGCAUCAAGAGGCGCGUGAUCAGGAGCCUCCCCGUGGAGGUGUACGGCUCCGGGGAAGUCAUCGACGACGUGUGCGCCAUAUGCCUCGGCGAGUUCGUCGACGGCGAGAAGGUGCGCGUGCUGCCGCAGUGCGGUCACGGGUUCCACGUCCGGUGCGUCGACGCAUGGCUGGUGUCCCACAGCUCGUGCCCGACGUGCAGGCGGCCGGUGACCACGGGCGCACCCCCGAAGGGCGGCGACGGCGACAUUGGCCAUAACCAGUGUCCCGCAGAGACGGGCACGAUCACCGUGGUCAUCGAGUGA
Molecule: messenger RNA, 594 nt
Organism: Triticum dicoccoides
Lineage: Eukaryota; Viridiplantae; Streptophyta; Magnoliopsida; Poales; Poaceae
Product: RING-H2 finger protein ATL74-like
Exons: 1
Coding region: 1-594 (197 amino acids)
Biological process (GO): protein ubiquitination
Molecular function (GO): transferase activity
Source: RefSeq, a predicted model, not a curated record